This is a messenger RNA of Rotaria sp. Silwood1, 2601 nucleotides long. The record is from the annotation of a GenBank genome assembly. Lineage: Eukaryota; Metazoa; Rotifera; Eurotatoria; Philodinida; Philodinidae.
AUGGCUGCUACAACUGUUAAAACUGAUCCAAUUCAAAGCGAUAAAAUGAAAUUUCGUACACAAAUUAUCGAUGGAAAACCACAAAUAUUUUUUGAUACGAAUGAUGAGUCUUCCAAAAAAACAAAAUCCAAAAGAAAGAGUCGAGCAAUAAAUACGGCGAAUCGUUUUACAGAACAACAAAAAACGAAAAUAAAUAAUCAAAAAUCUCCUAUACCAAAUGGAACAAAUAAACAAAAAACUAAAACUGAACAAUCAACUAAUAAAAUACGAGUUAAUGAUGAUGGUUCAACAUUAGGAGUUUAUAUGACUAUGGAUGAAUUAGCUGAACUUGUCAAAGCUGUAAAAGAAAACUCAAAAAAAGAACCACCACCACCAUCACAACAACAGCAACAGCAACAACGACAAUAUACUGAAACAACAGCUCCGCCCCUUGUUCCUAAAUUAGAUUUACCACCUGAACCUCUUCCACCUCCACCAGUUCAUGUUACACCACGAGAACAAGUUUUAAGUGUAAUGGCUGAAAAAAAACGUCAAAAAUGGCUUCGAGAAAAAGCUGAAAUUGAACGAUUACAAUUAGAAAUUGAAUAUGAUCAGCUUAAACAUCAAUUAUCACCUCGUCAUAAAAAGACUUCUGUAUCUCCUGAACGAUCAACAUUCCAAUAUGAUUUUCCACCAACAACGAAUAAACCACCAUCUGUACCCUCAGUUCCACAAUCAUUUAAAUCUAAUGAUCAUCAACAUGAUAUUUCACCAAAAGUCAACGAAAUAGAUCCAAAUCAUGAUGCUUUGAAAACACAACUAAUGGAGAAAAAACAACAACAAUGGAAACAAGAAAAUUCGGAAAAACCACCAGUUUGGAAUCCAUUUGGUCGUCCAGGUGGUGGUGCACCUAAUAUCAAUGAAAAUCAAUCGCAAGCAUCUCAAAUACCAUCAAAUACUGUAUCAUAUCGUCCACCAAUUCCACAACAUACUGAUAAUUCUUCAUAUUCAUUACCAUCUACAAAUAUUCAUAGUGAUCAAACACAUAUUCCAGCUGCAAUGCGAAGAAAUUUAUUAUUUGGUGAUGUUCGUUUUGAAGAUGAUGUUAAAACUGCUAAAGAAAUAGAACGUCGUCAAUGGUUAGAAGAUUUACAAAAACAAGUUGAAGAAAAUAAACAUAAAAAAAGUUUUCAACAAGAAACUGAACGUCGACAAGAUUUUUUACAUGAAAAUGUUCAACCACUUAUACAAGAAGCUGCUUAUAGACAUCAACAACAAACGAAUUAUACUGGACAAGAUUUAAAUAGAUUUAAUCAACAUGAUUCAUUAGUACAAAAAAAUUUUGAAACAAAUGAAUCAAAUAACUAUGAUAAACGAUCUCAAUUAAUUGAUAAACUUAAACGUAAUGGAUAUCCAAUAGAUUCAAUAACUAAAACAAUUUCAGAUGCUAAAUCAACUGGUUCAGUAUCGAAUCAAAGAACAGGUGAAAAACUUUUCGGUCCAAAUUAUGAUUCACCAGCAGGACAAAAUAUGAAUAAUAAAGUUGAUCCAUUACAUUUAAAUGUUGCUAUCGAUCGACAACAAGCUUAUCGACCAAACGAUGCACGUCGAGAUGAAGCUGUUAAUACAGUUGAUUCAACAUUUCGAAGUGAUCAUAGUGUUCAAACUGAUUUUCGAGCAUUACCAAAUCGACAAACAAAUCCAUAUGCUUAUGAAGAAUCUGAUUUACCUCCUCAAGUUCCAAAUCAUCAUUUUCGUAAUGCAGGUUAUCGUAAUAUACCAAAUCAACCAGGUAAAAAAAAUCCUCGUAUGCGUUCACUUGAUGAUAAUCAUUCAUCACGACGUGCAUCAUCAAUUUAUCAAACAAAUUCAAAUGAUGAUGGUACAAUAUCACAAAUGAGUAAUCAACAUAGUUCUCAUGUUCCAAUUGAUAUUCAUCAUCGUCCAUUAUGGAAUUAUAAUAAUCCUGAACAUCGUGAAUAUAUUCCUAAUUCUAAACGUGAUCCACAUUAUGAAAAACGACAACGUCUUAAACAUUUUGAACAAGGAAAUUUUGAUCGUAUUGAUGAUGUACAAAAGAAGACAUGUUAUAAUCGUUGGAAUAGUGAUAGUGAAUUAGAACAAAAACAAAAAAAAUCCAUACCAACAAAUCGUAUACGUUCAACAGUAUCCAAAACUUCAACAUAUGGAAAUCAUAAGGAUGAAAGUAUUAUGAAUUUACUUAAAGUACAAAAUAAAUAUCAACAAGAUUCUUUUGGUGCAAGAAAACCAUCAUCAAUACAUACAAAAACUGAUGAAGAUUAUAAUUCUAAUCAUGGAUCAUCAUUAGAUAAAUAUGAAAGUUAUAUACCAUAUACCAGAAAUGAUGACAUACUUGAUCGAACUAAAAUUAAUUCACCAUCAUCACAAUCAAGAGAAACAUCACCACAUAAAGAAUUAACAGAAACUAAUACAAAUGAUAAUUAUCAUCAACAACGAGAAUGGGAUAAUACAAGUCGACAAUAUCCGCUUGUUCAAUCACCACAAUAUAAUGCAUCACAAUCAAGACAAGAACAUAUUCUACAACAAUUAUCAGCUAUUAAAGAAAAUUUGAUUCGUCGACAACGAGAACUUGCUACUUAA